AAAAGAAAUAAAAAAAUAACAAGCCCAAGGCUUAUGGAACCCAACCAUGGACCAAAAUCAAGUAUUCUAAGGCCCAAUUAGCCCUAUUGGAUACCCUUAACUGCUUUGUAGAAUGAUAUAGCCUUGAACCAUUUGGGGAAGCAGACCCGUUCUUACCUUAUAUGCCUGAAUAUCCAAAGAUGGUAGUAUCCUAUAUGUUGGAAUGUCAGAUUAGUUAUUGGUGGUCUGCUAAGUCAAUCUCAUCUGUAGAAGCUAUACCUUUUGCUAUGCUUUUAGAUCUGCAUUCUACAUCUUCAUUAAUUGUAUGUCUUCAUUUCCAUAUGACUAAUGUUACAUGUUCCAUUUGUUGAUGGGAAAGGGAAAACUUAAUGUCCUUGACAGCAGAAGGUUUCAAGAACCUUAUGGAUCAUGUUUGGAGGUAUUUUUUUGUUUCAUUUCUAAGGAAGUUCUGAGGCCUUGGGCUGACUAGUAUGUGGUUCAACAGCAGUGUGCUGUUCAAUGCUGAAAAUGUUUUUUUCCCUCUUUUCUGAGGAGUAUUAUGUUCAGAUGGAUGGAUUGGUCCAUCCAUCUGAACAAUGAAAAAUUGGAUUCUGGUGUGAUGUGUAACUUGAGGUCUGUAUCUAUAUUAUAUAAGAAAGAAUAGGUUUUUCAUAUUUGUAUGGAUUGGUAGAAGCACAGGAUCAUACCUUAAAAGCCAGCAUGGUCUUGUUUCCUCUAGUUGGUGAUCUAUGCCUUAAAAUCCUCGAAGAACAAGAAGAGCUCAUUGUGCGGGCUGUUACCUUCCUUACUCCAUAGGGGACUUAUCCACUGGGGAGACUAGAAGAAAUGAAAAAAAUUUCCAUUUAAGCGCCUAUUUCCUGCUAAUGUGGUCAAGUUAGUUUUUGUCUCGGAGCGUGCUUGAUUUGUUCCAAAUAUGAAGUAAGUUUCCUUAUUUUAUUUGUGUAAUUAAUUACUUGAAAGUUGAUAUUCAAAAUAUCCUCUAUUUUCUUCUUACUUUUAAAAGGCGUACCCAGUGCAUGAGUCUCCCAACACGGGGGUUUGGAGAGGGUCAUAAUAUAUGCAGUCUUAACCCACUUCUCGGACGAGAUUGAGAUGAUUUUUGCCGAGGUGAAGGACCAUGUGGGCGAGUUAAUGAUCCACUCUUUUGGGAAUUACCUUGUUCAGAGGCUCUUGGAAGUAUGUACUGAUGAACAGAAGAUGGAGGUUCUUAGCACCAUCACCAAGGAGGAAUUCCAACUCGUCACAAUCUGUCUUGAUACGCAUGGUACUCGUGCAGUACAGAAAUUGUUGGAGCAUCUUACCACCCCAGAGCAAAUUUCCCGUGUUAUGAUGGCUUUGAGGCCGGGCACCGUCAUACUUACCAAGGACGUGAAUGGUCAUCAUGUGAUUCAAAAUUGCCUCCAGCAUUUCUCCAAUGAAGACACUAAAUAUCUUUUGAACGCAGUAUCAGACCACUGUGUCGAGAUUGCCACAGACAGCAGCGGGUGUUGUGUACUGCAGCAGUGUUUGGGGUAUGCCCAGGGAGAACCAAGAGAGCGCCUUUUUGCUGAAAUUACGUCAAAUGCAAUUGUCCUGGCUCAAGAUCCUUACGGGAACUAUGUUGUGCAGUAUUUAUUGGGUCUGAAAAUACCACAUGUCAUGGCUGCGAGGUCGACACGUGGACAAUUUGAAAUAGACGGCUUAGAUGCUUUGUUGAUUGAAGCUCCACCAAAACAGAUCAGUUCAUUUGCAUCUAAUCGUUUUGGUGGAGCUUCAAUCAACAAAGCAUCUGAGCCAUCUCUUUCAAAUUGUCCAUGUGUUGACCUCUGCAGAGGGUAUUGUACAGAAUUGUAUGAGAUGGGAAUUGCAGAGGACAGAUCUGUCCAAUGA
Molecule: messenger RNA, 1869 nt
Organism: Macadamia integrifolia
Lineage: Eukaryota; Viridiplantae; Streptophyta; Magnoliopsida; Proteales; Proteaceae
Product: pumilio homolog 12-like
Exons: 7
Coding region: 1093-1869 (258 amino acids)
Biological process (GO): post-transcriptional regulation of gene expression
Cellular component (GO): cytoplasm
Molecular function (GO): mRNA binding
Source: RefSeq, a predicted model, not a curated record